GGAGGUGGCACAUGGCAGGAUCAGCAUUUCCAUAAGCAAGAAGAUAGGUACCUUGCAUUUUGAAGGGGUUCAAGAUCCGAUUCACCGGAGCUUCUCGUAUCUUGUGUACUGGUCAAAUCGCUGUCACUUCACAUCACAUUCAUCACAUACUAAUGACGUCUCAUCGUAUCAACUCACUAAAUAUCUCACGAGCUCAUCGUCCACGCGUCAUCUCCAGAUUCGCGUACUCUCUCCCGGCCCAAUCUACACUUCCCAUUACACUGCCACUCUUUCUCUUCUGCUUCUUCUUCUGGUCCUGAUCAAGCUUUGUACUGACUCCUGAAAUGGCUAAGUCUCUGGUUGUCCCUUUAGCCAUUAAGGCACCGUCUCAUCGUCAUUCUUCUUUUUGCCCUAAUUACCCUCUCCAUUCCCAUUCAGUUCUUCCCACAAAACUCUCUUUGCCUCUCUACAAGCCUUGUUAUUAUUCUCAAUACUCUUUAAUUUCGCUCCAUCGCCGCCUCGUUCCCGUUUCUGCUUUAGAUUCCGAUGUGCCUUACCCUCUUCACCAGGGAUCGAUCAAAGGAAAGAGCAGUAAGAGCUUUGAGCAAUGGGAUUCAUGGACAGCGAAAUUUUCUGGAGCUUCAAAUAUUCCAUUUUUGUUACUGCAAAUGCCUCAGAUUAUCCUUAAUGCGCAAAAUUUAAUGGCUGGAAAUAAAACUGCCCUUUUAGCAGUUCCAUGGCUGGGGAUGCUUACUGGGUUGCUCGGAAAUCUUUCAUUACUCUCUUAUUUUGUGAAAAAGAAAGAAACAGAAGUGAUUGUGGUGCAAACGCUAGGAGUAAUUUCUAUUUACAUAGUAAUUACUCAGCUUGCAAUGGCAGAAGCUAUGCCUCUGUCUUAUUUUGUGGUCCUUUCAGCUGUUGUAGCAACUGGUCUGGUCGUGAAUUUCUUAAAUUACAUUGGAAAGCUUAAUUCUGGCAUCUGGCGCUUCUGGGAGGAUUUUAUAACUGUUGGUGGACUCUCCGCCCUCCCUCAGGUCAUGUGGUCUACGUUUGUCCCGUAUAUACCAAGCAGUAUUUUGCCAGGGGCAAUAGCGUGUACCACAGCUAUUGCUGCUGUUGUAAUGGCACGAACAGGCAAGCUUUCGGAGAAAGGUGUUAAAUUUGUCGGCGGAAUAUCUGGUUGGACGGCAACCCUUAUGUUCAUGUGGAUGCCAGUCUCACAAAUGUGGACAAAUUUCUUGAAUCCUGAUAACAUUAAAGGCCUAUCAGCUUUUUCAAUGUUGCUUGCUAUGAUUGGAAAUGGACUUAUGAUCCCUCGAGCGCUCUUCAUUCGUGAUUUUAUGUGGUUUACUGGUUCAACCUGGGCUGCAGUCUUUUAUGGGUAUGGGAAUAUUUUAUGCUUGUACUGUUUCAACAGUAUUAGCAGGAGAUUCUUUCUUGCUGCAACCACUGGAUUGAUUGCAUGGCUAGUAAUGGCUUUUUGGAGAGACACUGUAGUGUAUGGAUACAGUUCGCCACUAACGUCCUUAAAAGAGUUGGUUUUUGGCUCAACUUGAAGUUCACCAUUAAGCUUAAACAAGAUAGAAGUAGAGCAACCAGAUCCUUUGAUCCUUCUUAAGCAUGAAUGAUAAGACAUGAAUAUUCAUCUUCACUGCUAAGAUGCCAAUGCAUGGUCAUGGUCGUGGUCGUGAUCAUGGUAUCCCAACCUUGGAAAUUUCCACUGGAGAGCUUGUUGUAUGGCAAUGACGCUAUUGACAUGUUAAUGGGAAUUUAGGAUGGGAUUGUCUGAUUAAUAUUGUAAUAAUUGGAGGUUGGAUUGUUAUCCUAUACCCCAUUCAUGAAAGGCACAUUUAGUUACAGAUACAGGAAAAUAAUACCUGUAAAACAUUUAUGGUUUCUUUUUAAUAAAAUCUCAGAUUCCUUUCAAUGAA
This is a messenger RNA of Jatropha curcas, 1910 nucleotides long. RefSeq names its product maltose excess protein 1, chloroplastic. The record is from RefSeq and is a predicted model, not a curated record. Gene Ontology annotation, cellular component: chloroplast envelope. Gene Ontology annotation, molecular function: maltose transmembrane transporter activity. Lineage: Eukaryota; Viridiplantae; Streptophyta; Magnoliopsida; Malpighiales; Euphorbiaceae.